AUGGCAAAGAAGAGGAAGGCUGGCGGUCGCGCAUAUGGCGAUCCUGCCGAGCAGAAAGACGAGGACUCAAAGCUUGCGAUUAGCACAUGGGAGGACGUUGCAGAUUCGGAAGACGAAUUUCACAUCAAUCGCGACAAGGUAUUGCUGGACGAGGGACCGACGGCAAAGAGGCUGAGGAAGCACCAAGAAGAAGACAAAUUUCUGGAACAUUCCGACGAAGAAAUCCUCGAUAACGGUGUCGAGGACGACGAUGAUGCCGAUGAAGACGCUGAAUCCGACGACGGCUCUACUGAUCAACACAGACCAGAUGCCGAAGACGAGGACGUGGGCGGCUGGGGCGCCUCGAAGAAGGACUAUUACAAUGCAGACGCAAUAGAGACGGAGCAAGAUGCUUUGGAUGAGGAAGCAGAAGCCCGGCGGAUACAGAAGAAGCAGUUGCAAGCUAUGACAGAGGCAGAUUUUGGCUUCGAUGAAGACGAGUGGCUGGCGCAAGAUGGCGAGAAGGAUGCAGAAGCCGGCACUGUGGUUACUGAGGUUCUUCCACAACUUCAAAUCACGGAAAGCAUGUCUGAGGAGGAACGGCUGAAGAUUAUGCGGACACGAUACCCCGAAUUCGAGCACAUAUCGAGAGAAUACGUCAGGCUGCAGCCGUUACACGAUGAGUUGGCUGCUACCGCCACUGCGGCUGAACGGUUGCUCAAGGCACAAGCCGCCAAGUCAGCAAAAACGAAUGGGAAGACUGUGUCUAUACCUAUGGCAGUCACCAAGUAUAGAGCUUGCGCAGCGUAUCUCGCCGCAAUGGCCAUGUACUUUGCCGUUCUCGGGUCGACCGCGAAAGACGAUGGCACCCCGGUCAUAGCGUUGGACCCUGCGGAGCUCCAUGAGCACCCAGUCAUGGAAUCUCUACUCAAAUGCCAGAAGAUGUGGGCACGCGUUGAGAGUCUACCAGUCGCCGAUCCUAUGGUUGAGACUAGGAACGGUGAUGAGCUUUCCGUGAUUGAAGAAGACAGCUCCAUUGCAAAUCCGGAACUGGAUGCAGCUGUAGUUGACAGGAAGGCAAUCAAGCAGAAGAAGAGUAAGGCACAGCGUGCUACAGAGAUCGCUCAAGCGGAGGCAGUAGCACGUCGCGCUGCGAAGUUGGCGAAGGCUGAACAAGGCCUUGCUUCGCUUGACUCCCUCACGGACAAGGCUGCCUUGAAGAAGGCUGCCAGGAAGAAUAAGACUACUGAACCGAAAAUCAAUCUGCUGAAUGCAGAGGACUCAGACUUCGGCGAGGAGACCGAGCUUACUGCACACGAACUUGCAGAGAAGACCAAGAAGAAGAAGUCACUUCGCUUCUACACAUCACAAAUCGUACAAAAGGCCAACAAGCGCGACGCCGCUGGCAAGGACGCUGGCGGUGAUGCCGACGUACCGCAUCGCGAGCGCCUCAAGGACCGGCAAGCCCGCUUACAAGCUGAAGCCGAAAAGCGCGGCCAAAACAAAGCUGGCCCCGGUGUUGCCUUGGGUGAAGAUGAUGGCGCCAGCUCAGCCGACGAAGCCCCACCCGCUCGCAACAACGACCUCGAAGACGAAGACGGCUACUACGACAUGGUAGCAGCUCGUUCCAAUGCCAAAAAGCAGACCAAACUCGAUCGCGCGGCUGCAUACGCGCUCGCCGCGCAACAAGGUGCCCAGGUCAUCGAAGAAGAAAUCAUCGGCGAUGACGGCCGCAGGAUGAUCAGCUACCAGAUUGAGAAGAAUAAGGGUCUCACGCCGCAUCGUAAGAAGAGUGUGAGAAAUCCGAGAGUUAAGAAGAAGGAGCAGUAUAAGGAGAAGCAGAAGAAGCUCAAGAGCAUGAAGCCCGUCUUUGAUAAGGGUGCCGCGGCGAAGGGGAGUGCUAACUAUGGUGGUGAACUUACGGGUAUCAAAAGUGGAUUGGUUAGGAGUCGAAAACUGUAG
Molecule: messenger RNA, 1941 nt
Organism: Cucurbitaria berberidis CBS 394.84
Lineage: Eukaryota; Fungi; Ascomycota; Dothideomycetes; Pleosporales; Cucurbitariaceae
Product: Sas10/Utp3 family protein
Exons: 2
Coding region: 1-1941 (646 amino acids)
Biological process (GO): maturation of SSU-rRNA from tricistronic rRNA transcript (SSU-rRNA, 5.8S rRNA, LSU-rRNA)
Cellular component (GO): nucleolus; small-subunit processome
Source: RefSeq, a predicted model, not a curated record